ACUCUCUGUUUCUGAACGCUUCCUCUUUUGGUUAGUUUUCCAUGGACGACUCUGCCAAUAACAACAAUAACCAUGACACUGCUUCUGCCUCUUCUUGUGUAAAUUCGUCCCAACAAGAAAGAUCAAAAGAGGAACAGGAACUGCACGAGCUUGUGGUUCCUGAUCUUCGAGACCUCCCAGUUACCCCCUCUUCUGCGGUCGACUCCAACUUUGUUUGCUACUUCGCUCCAGAUUUUAUGAAGCCAGGACACGACCAGUACAUUUAUCGCCAUGCGAACGGGUUAUGCGUGAUCGGCUUGGCUCCAACCCACGUGGCUUUAAAGGAGAAAGGAGUUACAGCUAUCGACUUCAAUGUUGGGAAGUCUGACCGCAGUGAGAUCAGGGUCUCUGGAAAGCGUAAAAAGAAUGCACAACACUUUGAAGCUAACACAGCUUUGUGUAAAGUGUGCACAGGCGAUGCGUACUAUAUUGUGAGAUGUUGCGUAAAGGGCUCUCUAUUGGAAGUGAAUGAUAGGCUAAUUGAUCAGCCAGGAUUGCUAAACUCUUCGGCUGAUAGAGAAGGAUAUAUAGCAAUUAUCAUGCCAAAACCAAACGAUUGGCUUAAGAGCAAGAAUUCACUGUUGAGCCUCGAAGACUAUAAGAAGUUGAGAGAUAUUUGCUGACUCAUCCAAUAGUAUUUUUUCUAUUGACCGUAGAUGUGGUCUGCUGCAACUCUAGGAUUAUUCCAGUUAUGGACUUCAUAUAGGAGAUUUCCUCAUGGAAAGAGGCAGCUCGAUCUGAUACUCUGAGUGAAAUUAUUUUGUUUCAUUUUCAUAUGGGCAUGGUACUCUAAUCGGGACUCUCAAAGGAACUUCAUAAAUCUAAGGAAUCUGCCUUGUGGCAGCUCUCAAGUGGCUACCCACUAAUUUUGGUUAUUUUUGCCCUACCUUUUCUCUCUCUGUUAUUGUAAUAUCUUAACCCCUUUCACCCAGGAUUGUUUGUUAAUUGCUUAUAUGGAUAAAUUUUCUUU
This is a messenger RNA of Telopea speciosissima, 1009 nucleotides long. Its product is annotated as protein Abitram. Gene Ontology annotation, cellular component: nucleus. The record is from RefSeq and is a predicted model, not a curated record. Lineage: Eukaryota; Viridiplantae; Streptophyta; Magnoliopsida; Proteales; Proteaceae. The transcript has 6 exons. Bases 42 to 662 code for a protein of 206 amino acids.